GCUGCAUAUAGUAUUAUCUAAAGAAACAGCUUGUAAUGGUCCUGACCACGUGUAGAGAUUCAUACAGUACUGAGAUCUACUGUACAGGCCACGAAACGUCAACGUAGUGUAUGUCGAGUUGGCAGAAUUUACUAGGACAACUUCACGUAAUCAAGUUCACUGCAUGGAGGCGAGGUGACCUGCUCACCAAGAAUGGUCCUAACUUAACGUGACAUAGAAGAGCUAGAUCGACUACACUUUUACAUGACACAAUGGCACCGUUAACUUAUGGUCCGUGGAUACUGAUUGUCCUCUUCUUAUCUUGUUACGAAUCCGUAGCCAGUGGAACAGCAUUAACCUUUGAACUACCUGAAACCGAAAAGGUGUGCUUCACAGAAAAGUUUCGGGACAUGACAGCUAAAUUAUUGGUUUAUAAAGUUUUACGAGGCGGAAAUAACGACAUCAACGUAUGGAUUCUGUCGCCAAACGGGAAAGUGGUGUACAGGGCAGACCGCACAACGGAGGACAAGGUCCUGUUUGAUAGUUCUUACGGAGAAUACCAGUUCUGUUUCGACAACGAAUUCUCGGCGUUUUCACACAAGGUUGUCUACUUCGAUGUGCGCAAAGAACAGAUAGACAACUUGGCCGUAGAGGCGGGCAACGCUGUACCCACGGUAAAGACUGCAGCCGAAUCGGCGUGUGACAAUAUACACGAGGUGAUGACGAUGGUGGUGGACUAUCAGAGGGACUACAGACUUACAGAGGUGAUGGGGCGCUAUGUAGGGGAGGUAAUCAAUAACGGGGUCAUGUGGUGGUCUGUCGGUCAGACCUUUAUUGUACUGAUCAUUGGCUUCGGACAGGUAUUCAUACUGAAGACAUUCUUCACAGAAAAGAGUACUAAAACACCUAUAUAACAUUUGUACAGAUUCCAAACCACGGGAGUACCAACACGCCUAUAUACUAUCUGUACAAAUAGCGGCAUACAAACAAACAUUUGUUAACCAUAUUGGUGAAAGCAUGUGACUGUUUUACUGUAAGUUACUACGUUCCUGGGAUGCCGAAUAUAUAUUUGCAAAGAUAACAUACAUGUACAUGUAUACUGAUAAGCGUCCCUCGGGUAUACGAAGGACGGUAGCCCGUGGACAUAUUUUUGUUGUUACGUGUGUUAGUUUUCACUAAUCGAUUGGAAUUAUCACUGAAAUCUAAAUAAACAAAUCGAUCGACUCAUGCUCUACAGAUCCGCCGGCUGUUGCGUUGUAUUGUUUGCAGUUAAUCAAAUUCAAGUUUGGCACAGAAGAAAACUAAGCUGUCUAACAAAGGUUUAAGAGACAUGAGGCGAUAACAUACAUCGAUUUGUAGUGUGAACGCAUACAGUACUCCUAGCAUAACUAGCAUGUACUGUACACAAGGUGGUAACCUAGACUUAUUUUUUUUUAAUUUGUGUAGUUUCCCUUAUUGAGAAUGAUAUCUCUAUCGAUUAAUAAGUCUAUUGGGUUUGACGCUCAUCAGUGACAGAAGUUAUUGCUUAAGGUUAUAACAAUGUACUAUUUCUUUUUUUUCUCGCAGAAAUUGUAAAUAUUUUAAAUGUGACUGACAUGGGUGUUAAUUAUACUUUAUAGAAUCAAAAAAGAUACUGUGAGCUAGGAAUUGAUAUUAAACUAUUUUUCAACAUUACUUCAGUCCCUGCUGAGCGUCGAACCCCUUCGCUCUGAUCUAUACUUGCUACGUUAUGGUCACUGUCAGUUUAACACCUAUCCCAGACCUACAGCUGAAGACUUACAUCGACAAUAAUAGUUUAUAAUAAAACGAGAUACUUUAACACUGGUCAAUAUGUUGAUAGAUAAAAAACUAAAUACUUGUAUAUAUGUUGAUCGGGAAAUUUGUUUAAAAUGUGGAUCCCAAAUCCACAGGAAACGGCUUAAUUGUAUGGGUUACAUAGGACUUGUACAAGUCUUGUGGAGUGACGUGGAAUUAAAUACUUAACACCAGUAAUACCAUCUACGUGAAUAUAUACUCACAUAUACAGUUGAUACUAUUCUGUUCAUAUCCCCUUGAAGAAAAAGUGUGUAGCUUAACAACUACUUUGGCCAAUCCCUUGCUAUCAUUUGUGCUGUAUACACUUCUAUUUAGAAUACAAUGUAUCUAGUAUUCUAAUCAUGUGGGGUAAGAGAUUUUGUGAUAACUUUGGAGUAAUUAUAAUAGUUAGAUCAUGACUUAAUAAUUAACUUUGUGAUUUAAAAAGAAAGUCAUUGAUUCUGUUCUCCCCUGCACACAAAGCCGCCCUGAGCACAUCUUCACUAAAACGAGAUUCGACCUGACCACAUAUCCUGAGCGCGUGAGAUUGACCCUGACCAUAUCUCAUUCACUCACGAGAUUCGCCCUUACCAUAUCUUCCCUGCACACGAAAUACAACUUGACCAUAUCUCCAAAGCACACGAUAUUUGUCCAGGCCAUUUCUCCCGAGCACACAAGAUUCAACCUGACCAUAUCUCCUUCGCUCACCAGAUUCGCCCUAACCAUAAGUCCCCACCACACUAGGUUCGCCCCGAUUGUCUCAUGAGCCCAUAGGAUUCACCCUGGCCCUAUCUCGUUUGCACACAAAGUCGAAUUUACCAUAUCUCUCCUGGACAGGACAUUCGCCCUGAACAUAUCCGUAUCUGAUAACGUUUCAGACGGUGAAGUUUAGUUCACACAAUACAUAUCUAUAUAUAGGACAAGACAGUAAUUCAAACAGUGUAACAUAAAUAAGGUUGUCAAAAUUUCGGAACGAUCCGCUCCUUUAACAACAGAGAAAUACAGUAGGAUGUUAUAUAACCAAUAUUUGACAACAAUAAUCCCUGGCCUAGUAGUGUAAGCCGAAUGUAGAAUUUACACUGUCAGCAUCUUUGACCAGUGGUUAUGUGAAUGAGCGAUCAACGACGAAGAGCUAGGAAAAUACCGGGAAGCUGAAGCGUGAAGAAAAAUGCUGUCUUUUCUUCCAGCUUCAAUUGUAAGGAUCCAGUGUUAUGUGGGAAUCUACAAUCGAUAUAACAUAUAUAUGUUCUUCUUUGACCUAUGUAGCUGACUUGCAAAUAAUACAAAGAAAAAUGUGGAAAAAUAUUUUAUUGUUUUAUAUCAAAAUAUCAACACGGUACAUGACUAUAUAUAGGAUACAUAGAGAAAACAAAUUGACUUCCAAAAUAGAAAGUAUUGGGAUUAAAAACAGUCAUUAUUUUUUAUAAUUCUUUUUCGCCAUAUUAAGAGAGUCAAUAUAGCGUUCUUUUCAAUUUUUAUCCAUGGUUAGAAAAUGAGUUUAUAGUUUGUUUUUCAUGCCAACUACUCACUGGUAACAAGAAAGAAAUUGCAAAAAAAAUGUUUAAACUAAUACAUAUUAUAAUUGAGGAUGUACACUUCAACGGAAAAUAAAAUGAGUGAAAACAUAACAACUCGGUCCUAAUAAUUACCAAUAAAUGACAGCAACAUAACAGGAGUUAAACAUUCACUAGGAUGUAAACAAAACAACUUUAAAAUGAAAACAUCCUAAAAACAAACAUUAUGAUUUGAAAAUGUUCCAUACAUGUUUGUAUUAAAACUUAAACUGAUUGAUCGGUAAAGUUAGUCGCCCUUGGUUCGCUGAUGACAUUCACCUUAUAACUCAACGGUUACUUUUUACCUUUUUUAUCAUUUGUGUUAGAAUUAUAUGUAUUGCAUUAAACAGUAAUGUAAACCAAACUGUCUUAUACUGAUACAAAACUGUAUCUUAUAUUCUGUAAUACUUGUAGGUGUAUAAAUAUAUAUCUAUGAAAAAGCACAACAAUGAAAA
Mizuhopecten yessoensis (Yesso scallop) is the source of this 3781-nucleotide messenger RNA. RefSeq names its product transmembrane emp24 domain-containing protein 7-like. The record is from RefSeq and is a predicted model, not a curated record. Lineage: Eukaryota; Metazoa; Mollusca; Bivalvia; Pectinida; Pectinidae. The transcript has a single exon. Gene Ontology annotation, cellular component: endoplasmic reticulum-Golgi intermediate compartment; endoplasmic reticulum; Golgi apparatus. Bases 252 to 893 code for a protein of 213 amino acids. Gene Ontology annotation, biological process: Golgi organization; endoplasmic reticulum to Golgi vesicle-mediated transport; intracellular protein transport.